AUGAAUCGCAGAUUAAGUCACAAGCUUUAUUUGAUGUUACGAAAUGUCACGUUUUCUAAUAUUUACGCUUUAAUUCCAACACAAACUAAUCAAGAUAAAAAUAUGUUCACAUUUAAUGUACAUAAAUCUUUAUUUAUGAUGUUUUAUGAUGUUAGUAGAAACCUUAAAACAACUCAGUCUAUCCCGGACAAAGAUCUACUUGCAUGCAACAUUCUAGCAAAACAUCACAAAAACAUUGACUUUUCUUUCACAUGUUUUUUCCCACAAACCGUUGCAAUUUUUAAAUACUGA
Molecule: messenger RNA, 291 nt
Organism: Clunio marinus
Lineage: Eukaryota; Metazoa; Arthropoda; Insecta; Diptera; Chironomidae
Source: the annotation of a GenBank genome assembly